CCCGGUAGAGCCAGUCUGGCUGCGGCUGCCGACAGUGCGAGGUGGAGUAUUUUUGGCCUAUAACUCUUCAGACGAGCGCUCUCAGUUUUCUGUUCCUUACCUGGUGAUAAACGUACGAACGCUGUUCUUCGCCCUUGAAAUAAAAGAAGAACCCCUCAUCGCGAUCUACUGGAGUAAAUUAAGAGAGGUAGUCGUGAUACGGCACUGAAAAGAAAAGCAGAAAAAAUAGGAUUGCUUUCUCCGGGUAGCUGGAGAGUUGCAGCAUAUCAAGCACCAUCAGCCCCUACGAUCUCCCCUUCGCUUCUCCUUCCUCCUGCAGCAGCCCCUCCUAACUAUUCCUGCUCCUCCUUCUCCACCAAGCCAUCGCCAUGCAGAACCUCGACGCAACGGGGACGACGAUAGUUAUUACCAUUCUCCUCGAGGGAACGUAGUAACGGAGUCUUCUCUCUUCCAGAAAUAGUUCAGAAAGUUCAUUCCCAAAGUCAACGCCGAAGUCAAAAUUUCAUUUCCUUUUAUCAAUAUCUGUUUCUUUUCCCUCAAACUUUCGCAGCUCCUUCUCGCCUCUUCCUCUUGCUCGGGCGUCGACAAAUUCAUACCAAUCUCGUUUGAUUCAUAAUCGCAUAUCAUCGCUUCCUCUUCCCCUCACUAUCAUCAUUACCAUUAUCAUACCUGUCGUCUGUUUGGAUUCAUCAAGUUCCCAGACCGAGUGAAAAAUGUAUUUAACCCCGUAAGGAACAAAAAUCCAAUGCCAACUACAGAACAAGCAGUCACAGUCUUCAGAUUGAGUCAAGCCCAAAGAUAUCCAAGUAUAAGAAGACCCUAACUUACACACAGUACGCAAACCUGCCUAAAACCCUUCAGCAUGAAAGAGCUCUCAAAAUGACAGUUUUAUAGGAGAACCAAUAAUCCAUCUCCCUUCCAUGCAAACGUCUUGACAACCAAGCAACCGGAUUUUGUGGAUUCUGUUGAUGCACAUCUUUCGACUGAACCGUGAGUGGGAGUUUCUGUCUAGCAAGUAAAAUCAAAAGCAAGCGUUUGAGCAUUUUGCUUACUAGAUACAUCAAGUAAGUGGAAAGCCCGAAAGUAACUGAAAGCAACUAGAACUAAAGCAUGCGGAAAGAAGCCGAAUAAGGCACAGAAAGAAGAAACGUGAAAUGAGUGAAAAAGUGAAAAUCGCAGACUUGCAAGUAAGAAGCUGAAGCAACGAAAGAAAGCGAAAGAAGAAGAAGAAGAAAAAGUGUUCAAGAAACCUUCAGGUGCCCUUCACAAUGUGCGGCGAAGUUGAGGCCUGGCGAAUCAAAACUGUCCUCAUCGCAAUAUUCGUCGUUUCUGUCUCGGCUGGAGACUGGGCACAAGACAUCACCAAUGGCAUCAGCAUAGGAGUCAGUGACGGCGGGUAUUCUAGGGUCGUCCUGGACUGUGAAGACGAACAUAUGGCCUUCAUCAUCAAUAUGGAAGAAGAGUUUGAGGGCGUCAUCUACACCAGGGGUAGUUUUCAUACACGCAAAGGACCUUGUUAUCUGGACGCCACUGGUGGGAAGGAGUUUGCCCUCAAGUUCCACGUCAAGGAUUGCUCAACAAAAUACGACGAUGACCUUGGUGCAUACGUGAACACGGUAGUGGUCCAGCACGACGAUGACCUCAUCUUCCCAGGUGACCUUGCCUUUGCACUUCGCUGUCACGACAGUGUCAUUGUCAACGCCACCAUGCCAGGGAUCAAGUCGAAGAUCACCUUGGUUGACCCUGACCCUGGGUCGAAACAAGACUCUAAAACCGAGUAUGCAGCCGCGUCGGCCUCCAGCGUCGUGACGCUAACUCCAGCUCGUCUUACACCACCCAAGGAUGAGCUGUAAUGUUGUAUUACCUCCAGACACGGAAAGGAGGUAUCUUGUAACCCGUAUGUCCAACACAGAACAAGUCUUUUCAUCGUCAUUGUUGACCUCUCCACAUAAGCCCUAAAAUGACCAAAUAGCUUCGUUAUCAUUUGACCGAUUGGUAAGUGUUGUCAAGUCAAGUGAUAAUGGUUUCUGUUGUCAGUCAUUUCACGUCCGUAGCACUGAACAGGGGGAAGAUAUAAAACCAGAUGACAUCAACUUCCCGUAAUUCCGUCCAAUAACUCUACUCUGAAGCGUUACCUAAUUGUGGACCUCCAGCUGAUUAACAGUUAACAAUCCAGAAGAUAAGGACUUCACAGCAGCUUCAUCUGGACAAAACUUUGGUGAUAAUUGUUCUGAAGUUACGAGACCCCUUCCUCGUCGCCCCCCACCCCUCCCCGCCCUUGUUUACCCGUAAAUAUGACUCCUUCUCCAGAGGGAUAAAUUUUGAUCUCAUUUAUAAGGACUAAGACACAAGUGAAUGAAAAAAGGCCUCCACUGAUGAUUUCUCAUGCCGAAUUCGGGGAGUCUUAUUACAUGAAUUCCAGAAGGUUCAGUUGUAGAGCAAAUAAAUUUAUGAAUGAACAACUUCCUAAACCCAGACUCCAUUGUUUGCCGGUAGUGACGUGCUUGCUUUCUGCAAACAAAUUAAAAAAAAAAAAGCAGAAUCCAAAUUUUUCGAAAAACAUUACAUGUGUGUGUGCUGUUGGUACUAAACCCUUCCACACAAGGAGGACAUGAGUAAAGGCUCAAUUUUCUCAUGCGUUGGAGAUGAGUAAUAGGUGUGCGCGCAUGAAUAAGAUCGGUUUUUAUUUUUUGUAGUGUCUUUCCUUUUGUUUAUUUGUUUCUAUGCUUUGGGCAGAAUUGUUGUUAUCGUUCUUUAUUGUAUCGGCCAAUACAAUUUAUGGUUGAAUAUAAAUUGAAAACUAGGGCAAGCCAAAGCUAGAGAAGACGGUUAAAUGCAAAAAGACCAAAAGGAACGAAUGAUAAGCAAAAAUCAGAAAGCUAGGCAGCUGCGGCCAAAAGGGGUUUACAGAGUCCCUUCAUCGCCGGCAAUAGUGCCCCUAAAUGGUACAUUGUAAUCAGCACCACUUCACAUAUCAAAAGUUAUCUUACAUUCCCUCCAAAAACAAUUUUUAAAUGCAGUGAACUUUUGACCAGGUGAGUAAUAAAAACAUCAGUAAUUAGUUUAUAUAUUUAUAUAUAGGGUAUGUAUAUAUAUG
This is a messenger RNA of Macrobrachium nipponense, 3097 nucleotides long. RefSeq lists its product as uncharacterized. The transcript has 4 exons. Bases 1269 to 1853 code for a protein of 194 amino acids. The record is from RefSeq and is a predicted model, not a curated record. Lineage: Eukaryota; Metazoa; Arthropoda; Malacostraca; Decapoda; Palaemonidae.